AUGGGGGAGAGAAAGAAAGGGGAAAUUCCCAAAGGCAAAAAGAAAAAAGAGAGUAAGAAGCGUAAGGAAAAGGGCAAAAAGAAUGAAAAUUGUGUCAUGAACGGAAAAGGAGAAAAUGGCUAUGGAAGCAAUGCAAGUGCAAAAGGAAAGAAAAUGCUAGCUGUGAAAAUUGCAGUGAUGAAGAAAGUCAAGUAA
Molecule: messenger RNA, 195 nt
Organism: Histoplasma mississippiense
Lineage: Eukaryota; Fungi; Ascomycota; Eurotiomycetes; Onygenales; Ajellomycetaceae
Exons: 2
Coding region: 1-195 (64 amino acids)
Source: RefSeq, a predicted model, not a curated record